CAACUUUCACAAACUCUUAUGAUUUUAUUAUAUAAUAUUUUUAUCUUUUCUUUGUGUAUUCUAUUAUAUUCACUUUCAGCUUGUGUUGUUUCUUUCUUUCUAUCUUUCUUUUCUUUCAUAUGAUUCUAUGCAACACAAGUUUGUGGAAUAUUGUUUAUUGUUGAAGUGAAGGAUCUGAAAGUGUAAGGUUAUUGAGAAUAUGGGAGCAUGUGUUUCAAGUCAACAAGGUUGUUUUGGAGGAAUGUUUAACUCUUCCAAGAAAAAAAGAAGAAGAACAACAACAAUUGGUUUUAGAAAAAAUGGUUCUUCAUCAUUGGAUAAUAAUAAUAAUAAUCAUAAUAUAGUUGAUUUGCCUCAACAUUCAUUUUCCAAUCCCACUUUUCAAGGAGGAACUGCUGAAGAGGCAUGGUUUGAUUCAGCUACAGUGUUUGAUUCUGACUGUGAUGAUGAUUACCAGAGUGUUCCGGAUGAUGUUGGGUCUUUGAACGGAAUUGAAGGUGGAUCUGUAUCAAGUUUUCAAUCUUUUAGAGAUGGUGUCGGUGCCAACCAUAGAGUUUCAACUGAUCAAAUGCAGAAACCGAUUAUUUACGAGGCUGCUAGAAGUUCAGAUGGAAAUGCAAUUGAAGUAAAUGAAGCUGUGUUCCUUGACGACAUUUCCUCAGUUGAUGCGAGUUCCAAUAGGGAAGAAGGAAUUUUGGAUAAUUGCGGCAUUCUUCCUAACAAUUGUUUGCCGUGUCUUGCGUCUACCGUUCCUUCUUUUGAAAAGCGAAGAUCGUCGUGUUCAAGUCCUCCUAGUUCAAGGAAAAAGACUCCUACCAAAGUUUCCAGUCUAUUUUCUUCAAAGACACUUCUACAAAGACCAAUUGCAGGUUCUCAAGUUCCCUUUUGUCCAAUUGACAAGAAGAUGCUUGAUUGUUGGUCACAUAUUGAACCAGGAACUUUCAAAGUCCGGGGCGUAACUUACUUUAAGGACAGGAAGAAGGAGUUGGCUCCUAACUAUUCUGCAUAUUAUCCGUUUGGAGUUGAUGUUUUCUUAUCUCCGCGAAAAAUUGACCAUAUAGCUCGUUUUGUCGAACUUCCUGCUGCUAGUUCAUCCGCUAGAUUUCCACCCAUUCUUAUUGUUAAUGUUCAGAUUCCGCUUUACCCUACCACACUUUUUCAAGGUGAGACCGAUGGCAAAGGAGCGAGCUUUGUUUUGUACUUUAAACUUUCGGAAAGUUAUGCCAAGGAACUUCCUCUACACUUUCAAGAAAACAUCAGAAAGUUUAUGGACGAUGAAGUUGAAAAGGUAAAAGGUUUUCCGCUCGAUACAAUUGUGCCCUUUCGAGAACGGUUGAAAAUUCUAGGCCGUGUUGGCAAUAUUGAAGACCUUCAAUUGAGUGCAGCAGAAAGAAAGCUUAUGCAGGCUUACAAUGAGAAACCUGUUCUUUCGCGUCCGCAGCACGAGUUUUACACAGGAGAAAAUUAUUUUGAGAUUGAUAUAGAUAUGCAUAGGUUCAGCUAUAUAUCUAGGAAAGGGUUUGAAGCAUUCAUGGACAGAUUAAAGAACUGCACUCUAGAUGUUGGCCUUACAAUUCAGGGGAACAAAGUUGAGGAGCUGCCAGAGCAAGUGUUAUGUUGUAUUAGAUUAAAUAGCAUUGACCACUCGAAUUAUCAACAACUAGGGCUAACUCAAGAUCCACUAUAAUAUUAUAAUGGCAAAAGCUUUUGCAUAUCUUGGUAUAAAUUAUUAAUAAUGGUAGUUUCAAGAUGAGUUUCCAUCUUCAAUGCAAUUCUCUCUAGCUCUUUGUUUAUAUGAAUUUGGAUAUCGUUCAAUCAAAGAUUCCGGAUUUCGAGAUUCUAUGCAUUCACGAUAUUAAAUCAGUACUCACUCUGUGAAUGCGUAGAAUCUCUUACUUCGUUAUAGUUUACGACCUAUGUAGUAAGGAUAUUUCAAAUUGAAAGUGUGUUUAUGGUUUAAUGGCGCCAACAUGUGCCGGUGUUUGUGUCAGUUGUGUCCAUGUGUCUGUGUCGAUAUUUGAUUGGUUGGGACAUGUUGUCAUACACAAUUAUUGAGGCAACGUGUGUAUGAUGAAUGAUGUGAUGGAAACUGUGUAUUGUGAUAGUGGCUAAGCAUACCAGACACAAGUCAAAGGAGGGGUCAUGUGACACAAGAAAGGAAAGAUGGACCUACUCAUUCACGCCUACUUAAAUUGCAAAAACAGAGAAGGUCCAUAGACACACUAUAGCAAUUGCUUCAAUAUUUAAAUGAAAAAUUCAUUACUACUAUUAUUAUUGAUAAGGAAACAUAUGGGUAAAGAGACAUAAAUUCAAAAGCUUGGGCUCUGAAAACAAUGUCCUUUUCGUGUUUAAGAAAAUGUCCUUUUUCUGUUUUCUUUUUGUAUGGAGGUAGUUUCUUAUUGUACCAAUAGUAUUAACAAGGAAUGUACUGGUUUGCUUGUUGAA
Messenger RNA from Vicia villosa (hairy vetch), 2445 nucleotides. RefSeq lists its product as uncharacterized. The record is from RefSeq and is a predicted model, not a curated record. The transcript has 9 exons. The coding region runs from base 200 to 1687 and encodes 495 amino acids. NCBI's taxonomy places the organism in Eukaryota, Viridiplantae, Streptophyta, Magnoliopsida, Fabales, Fabaceae.